This is a messenger RNA of Rana temporaria (common frog), 2679 nucleotides long. RefSeq names its product PAX3- and PAX7-binding protein 1-like. Gene Ontology annotation, molecular function: DNA binding. The transcript is spliced from 8 exons. The record is from RefSeq and is a predicted model, not a curated record. Gene Ontology annotation, biological process: positive regulation of transcription by RNA polymerase II; mRNA splicing, via spliceosome. Lineage: Eukaryota; Metazoa; Chordata; Amphibia; Anura; Ranidae. Gene Ontology annotation, cellular component: nucleus. The coding region runs from base 1 to 1011 and encodes 336 amino acids.
AUGGGUGUAGUGUACCCGGACAGUCUCUCUCACAGAACUGGCAGCCGGAAUAUCACUCAGAACCUUGAGAAGGAAAACAAGCCCCUGCCACAGACCUUUGCUCUGAAACACGGUUACACGGAUCAAUUCCUUCUCAAUAAAGUAUGGUUGCCUGAAUCUCCCUCAGGCCCCGGAGCACAGCGAGCCGCCCGCCGCGCCUCCUCCUCCCUUCCACCCCCCAGCUUCCCUCACACAGACGGCGGCGGUUUUCAGGCGGACCCCCGGGCCAGAGAACCCAAAUCUAAACUACUCAGCUUCCAGGAUGACGAGGAGGAGGAAGAAGUUUUUAAAAUAAAGAAAUCAAAUCACAGCAAGAAGAUCGUAAAACUCCUUAAAAAAGAAUUUAAAGAGGAUAAGGUGAAAACAAAGCCCAAGUCAGAUGUUCUCCUAGGACUGGAUGGAGAGAUCCCGGAUGCAGCCUUUAUCCAUGCUGCUCGCAAGAAGAGACAGCUGGCUCGGGAACUUAGAGAUGUUCCAUCUUUGGAUGUGGAUGGUGGUAAAAGGUUGGUGCGGGAGGAUGAGAACGAUGCCAGUGAUGAUGACGAUGAUGAUGAAAAGAGGCGGAUCGUUUUCUCAGUACGAGAAAAAUCACAAAGGCAGAAGAUAGCUGAGGAAAGUGGAAUCGAGGGAAGUGAUGAUGAAGCUCUGGCAACAGGGGAACAAGAUGAAGAAAUCAGUCGCUGGGAACAGGAACAGAUACGAAAAGGAAUUAGUAUACCACAGGUCCAAGCACCCCAACCUGCCGAGACAAAUAAUUUGUUCUACCCAAGCACUUACCAGGGGAUACCCUAUGGUUCAGCCUACAAUGUUCCUUACACCUAUUCUGCUUUUGGAUCUGCUGAAACAAAACCUCUAAAACCAGAUAAUUCUGUCUCUUUCAAAACUCCCCAUAAUGAGAUGACUUCUGUUACUAUUGAUUUGGUAAAGAACCAGCUUAAAGACAGCCCAAUUGUUGUGACUUUGAAAGCAUGAUGUGGUUUGAGUGUUUACUCUUCUAUGGCUGUGACGUGAAAGACGCAGGCAAGGAGGAUGCAGACAUUGCUCUAUUGCCAUCCUUGGUGAAAAAAGUAGUUCUCCCCAAGCUUACAGGUAUUGCUGAGAGCGUGUGGGACCCCUUCUCAGCUACACAGACGAAUAGACUGGCUGCCGUGAUGCAAAAGUUUAUACAUGGAUAUCCCAUGGUUUUAAAUUCUGGCAAUAAAAACAGGUAUGGGGCGGAGCCGGCGAGCGCAGCAGAUGGCCGCAUAGGAACACAGCUCCCGGCAAAACGAGUGUUCCGGAGCUCGUACAGCGGCUAUAGGGCACCAAAGAGCGGCGGUUUUGGACUCCACGAGUCGGGGAACACCUGCAGACCAUGCCGCGCAAACGAAAAUAGAGAACUGUCCCGGGUAAGAUGACAGACUUCUUCACUCUCACUGACCGCCGUAGCAGCCAAGAUGGCGCGGCAGCAGCCAGUCUCUUUCUACUGUGCUUAAACACAAGGCUCGUACAGGCUGGUCACCGGGCAUGACUCACCCUGCAUAUGCCAGUCAGAGACAAGCAACCUCUUAAUCCUCAUCUACUGCAAAUAGCCCUGCUAAAUCAAAGCAGAAGCUGUCACAGCAACCAUCGCCUAAUGUUUCUGAUGGGGACAUGUGCUCAGGGCUGGAUGACACCCUGGAGUUUCAAGACGCCAUUGCAGCUUUUCCCACAAACAAUCUGCCAGUAAUGGACUCCACUCUUAGGGACAUGUUGGUAUCCCUUAGGGGGGCUAUUCAUACAUGCUGCAGCUUAUGAAGCAUUGCAAAGCUGAAGUGCAGGAAGUCAGGGAUAGAGUAACACACGUUGAAAAGAAAAUGGGGGAAUUUUCUGAGUCUUAUAACACUAUGAUGGAUGCACAUAAUGAUCAUGAGGAGGACAUUGUAUGGCUUAAAUCAAAAGUAGCGGAUCUUGAAGAUCGUUCCAGGAGGAACAAUAUUAAAAUCGGGGGGAUCCCCGAAACGGUGUAACCGUCAGAUCUGACAGCCUUUCUGACCAAUGUCUUAAGAGAAGCUCUCCCUGACUUACCUUUAGAGGAUUUGGAAAUAGACCGCAUACACAGACUGCCCAAACCUAAGCACAUUCCUGAGCAUCUGCCUACAGAUACCAUCGCUAGGAUUCAUUAUUUUAGAGUUAAAGAGAAGCUGAUGUCUGUGGCAAGGAAGGCGGAAAAUAUUCCCGACUGUAUGCAAGGCCUAUCGUUUUUUGCUGACUUAUCUGCUCAUACCAUGCAAAGCAGGCGCAACCUGUUAACUAUAACAAAGCCACUCGGGAAUCAUAGGAUCCCCUAUCGCUGGAAUUAUCCUGCUACAUUGGUGAUAACUAAAGGUGAUCGGGACUUUCUGGUUUCUUCAGUGGAGGCGGGCAUCCGCUUGUUGGAAAAGUGGAAGAUAUUUCCAUCAGAGGAGGAGGAAGUCCAGUCCUUGCAUGAGAUGUCCAGUAAAUGAAGUUAAUGUGGUGUUCCUAAUUUCUACAUUGCCCUUUUGGUCUCACUAGAUAUGUUUUAUCCGGACGCUCUGUGCCGGUGCACAGGUUUCAUCUUUAUUUAUCUUUCUUUUUGUUACCCCCGGAUUCAGCAGGUGACAUCCCUGCUCAGAUUUAAAAAGGAAUUGCAUAUUUUUA